Cavia porcellus (domestic guinea pig) is the source of this 7499-nucleotide messenger RNA. RefSeq names its product LON peptidase N-terminal domain and ring finger 3 (gene Lonrf3). The record is from RefSeq and is a predicted model, not a curated record. The transcript has 12 exons. Lineage: Eukaryota; Metazoa; Chordata; Mammalia; Rodentia; Caviidae. Bases 186 to 2666 code for a protein of 826 amino acids. Gene Ontology annotation, molecular function: protein binding; ubiquitin protein ligase activity; metal ion binding.
UUUGCUGAGACAAGACAGUUAUUAGGCGGCGCGAGGUGGCCAGUAUGGAGCUCGCGGAGGCGCGGCAGAGCCGGGUGCGUGGCAGCACCGCGGCCGUGGAAGCCCUGACUCCUUCCAGCCGUCACUCCUGGAUCCCUGUCCCCGGUCCCUAGACGCCUUUCCCGGCGACGCGGGUCGCUCUUUCAAUGGAUUCAUUUCAGACUGAACAGAUGUUGAGCUUGCCCGGCGAGCAGGGCAGCAACAACUUAGAGCCGGCAGAGUCGGCGGAGCGGGAGGCAAGUGCUGCUGGAGUAGACACGGGCUCCCAUCCGGGAGGGGCUACAGAGGGUCCCGAACCGCCACAGACGCGAGAGCAGGAGCAAGAGCAGCCUCCGAGAACCUCGACGCCCCCGGAGUGCAAAGUCCUGCUCUCGCAGGCCGACGCCUUGGCGUGCGGGGGGCGCCUCCGGGAAGCUCUCGAGGUAUACAGAAAGCUCUCUGAGCGACAGCAGCUGGUGGCCGAGCAGCUGGAGCAGCUGGUGCGCUGCCUGGCAGAGAACGUCCCGCAAGACGAGGCACAGGCGCACAGGCCAGCUCUGUCGGACAGGAGCAGCGCGACAGUCUGCACCGGGGCAGCGGAAGAGGCAGGGGUGACGGCUGCUGCGGCCACUGAAGUGUGGGAUGGCUUUAAGUGCCGGAAGUGUCAUGGAUUUUUAUCAGACCCGGUGUCCUUGUCUUGCGGCCACACCUUUUGUAAACUGUGCCUAGAACGUGGGCGGGCAGCUGACCGGCGCUGUGCGCUGUGCGGGGUCAAGCUCUCCGCGUUGAUGGUGGCCACUGGGAGGACGCGCGGUGCCCGGCGGGCUGGGCAGCAGACGCCGCCGCCGCUGCGGGUCAACGUGGUGCUCAGUGGCCUCCUCGGCAAGUUGUUCCCGGGCCCGGCGCGGGCGUCACAACUCCGGCACGAGGGCAACCGGCUGUACCGAGAGCGCCAGGUGGAGGCGGCGCUGCUCAAGUACAACGAGGCGGUUAGGCUAGCUCCAAAUGACCACUUGCUUUAUAGCAACAGGUCUCAAAUUUAUUUCACCCUGGAAUCUCAUGAAGAUGCAUUACAUGAUGCAGAAAUAGCAUGUAAACUCCGCCCAAUGGGUUUUAAGGCACACUUCAGAAAAGCGCAAGCCUUAGCCACCCUAGGCAAGGUGGAGGAAGCCCUGAGAGAGUUUCUUUACUGUGUAUCCCUUGAUGGAAAGAACAAGAGAGCAAGAUCAGAAGCCCAGAGGCUUCUCCUUAGUUUCUUUUCACCAUCAGUCCCGGGGGAUUCUCAGGAACAUUCUCCCGAUAUCCUGAAGCUGUUGGCACCUCACCCUAGAUUAAAGGAACACGUAGAGUCAAUGGCUACUGAAGGCACCAGCCAUAAUCUACUAAAGUUGUCACAGGAAAAUCCUGAGCUCCCACAUUGCUUGAGUCAGAAGCAGGCAGAAGCCAACCGAGAUGGCUGCAGUCUGAUGAACACAGCUAACAUACAGGUGGAUGGGAGGCGAGACAACAUGAAAGAACAGGAAGAAAAAGAGGGGGAAAAGCAAGAUGCUGCUUCUCCAGAUACUGCUUCUGUCAAGAUUGGCAAAUGUCAGGAAAAGAAAAGGAAACAUUGCCAAAUUGAAAUCCAAGAAGACACAGAGGUGUUUAAUAAAGCCUAUAAACAAGAUCUUCCCACUGAUCAGGGGGCCAAAACUGCUCUCAGUAUUCCACUUGCAUCUUUUGAUGCCUCUGACCUUGAAUGCUCCCUAUGUAUGAGAUUAUUCUAUGAGCCAGUCACAACGCCUUGUGGGCACACCUUUUGCUUAAAAUGCCUUGAAAGAUGCCUGGAUCACAAUGCAAAAUGUCCAUUGUGCAAGGAUGGUCUUUCCCAGUGCUUGGCAUCAAGAAAAUACAGCAAAAAUGUAAUAAUGGAAGAGCUAAUAGCUAAAUUCCUUCCAGAAGAACUCAAGGAACGAAGGAGGCUUUACGAAGAGGAAAUGGAAGAACUCUCUAAAGCCAUCUCAUUUGCUCUUCUUGACAGCUUAAAUAAGAAUGUGCCUAUUUUUGUGUGUACCAUGGCCUAUCCAACGGUUCCUUGCCCCCUGCACAUCUUUGAGCCUUGUUACCGCCUGAUGAUUCGGAGAUGCAUUGAGACAGGCACGAGACAGUUUGGCAUGUGCCUUGGAGAUCCUGUCAAAGGGUUUGCAGAAUAUGGCUGCAUCCUAGAGAUCAGAAAUGUUCAGUUCUUUGCUGAUGGUCGCUCAGUGGUUGAUAGCAUAGGCAAGAGACGCUUCAAGGUUCUCCAUCAGGGCCAGCGGGAUGGCUACAACACAGCCGACAUUGAAUACAUUGAAGAUCAAAAGGUUCAGGGAGAAGACUGUGCCGAGCUCAUGGGAUUACAUAACUGUGUCUAUGAGCAAGCAUCAUCAUGGUUUCACUCGCUCAAAUCAUCUCUGAAGACUCGAAUUCUCAAUCACUUUGGUCCAAUGCCAGAGAAAGAUGCUGAUCCUCAGAUUAACCCGAAUGGCCCAGCCUGGUGCUGGUGGACAUUAGCUGUUCUUCCCUUGGAAAGUCGAGCUCAGCUCCCGUUUCUUGCAAUGAGGUCCUUAAAGGAUAGACUGAAUGGUAUUCGGCGAGUCCUGGCUUUUAUAUCCCGAAACCAGAACUAGUGAAAGUGGAUUGCUGAAGAGAAGCGCUCACCCUCCCUGCUCUUUGGGGAGGAGACCUGCUUGUAAAUAUAUCUAAUUGCAAUAACAUCUUAACAGAAGAGGUUAUCAAACAGAGGUGUGUUUCCCUACUCUUGAUCACACAGAGAAAUCAAGUAGAAAGACCAAAUGAAUGUGACCUGUUUGAAACUUUCUGUCUUAAGAUGCUUUUUGAGAUGCUGCACAACUACAUAAACUGCAGAGGUGUUUAAGAGCCCAGGAAAAAAUGAUUUUACCAUAAUAUUUUAUGGAAGUUUAACAUGAUUUUGCUUUAGUUUUUCUUUCUUCCAUAGGUGAAUGACCGUAUGGCUGAAAUGUGAAGCAAAGAUACUAAUAAUGUUGCUGCAUUAUUUAACUGACUUGAGUUGUCAUUCCAAAUGGUUCAGGUUUUAUAGAGCAUUGUGUAAAAUAAUGUUCAUACUUCUGUUUAAUAAUUUAUUUUUUGCACUACUGUAUCCUUUUUUCUACAUGUAUGUUUGUAACUAUUUAAGUGCACAUUGCUGAAAAGUCCAUUGUUUUAUUUAUUGAUGUGGUUUACCAUGUACCUAGGGGGAAUUACUGUACUAGAAAUGUACAAUUUUUGCUUCCAAAACUUUACUAUUUUGAUCCCAGUUCUUGAACCGUUUCCCCAUCUAUCCUAGUAGAAGUUUAAAAAGGACUUCAGAAUGAUGCUAAGAUCAUCCAUCUUAACAGAUUCUACCUUUCCAGUUUUAAUUAAAUAACAUGAAAUACUUUAAUGAUUUGGCAUAGAUUGUGGUACAUGCCAAGGUAAAGUAAAAGAAUCCAAUUGAAUGUCUUUAAUACAACAUAUUAUGGGCAUUUGGGGUAGAAGGGAUGGCUUUCAAAAGUAUAGCAGCUCACAGCUAUUCCUAGCUUGCCUGUACACCCCACCUCUUCUCAGUGUUCUGAGAAUGAAGACCUCUGCUGAAACACUCUAUGAAGGACUAUUUGUUAUUAAAAGUGUAAAGAAGCCAGAUAGGUGGAAGCCUUUAAAAAUACAGUAUUUUAAAACAACCAGACAAUCUAUGGUUUUAUCAAAACACUGCCUUUCAUUCUAAUUUCCAAGAGGCCAAAGAUUUCAAUAUGGGGGAAGAAAAAAGAAGUAAAACUAAGCAUUACUUUGCUUGCCUAGUGGUAGCUGACUCCUUUCAUGUCCAAAAAAUCUGAAAAAUACUACGAGUAUAGAAGAGUCAUAAUGUCAGAGUGGAAAGACAGGUGCAGGAAGAAGUGAGUUGUUGUGUUUGUAUCUUCAUGUAGAUUGCCCUCCCCUGUGUGAUUCUGGACAGGUGCGCUAUUCACUGGAAGCCAGCAUACUCCGUUAAAGUGAGAGAGUCAUGCUUCAAGUAAUUAUCAUUAGUCCUUGACUUAUGAAUGAGUUCUGCUCCAGGAGAAUUUUUCAGAAGUUGGAUUCAUUGAAGUGAUGAGGUCAAUGAAGUGAGUCUUAUACAGCAUACCUGUCAAAGUUCACAACUUAAAUAUUUGUAAGCUUCUGUACUAUCACCAGUGGUUAGAAACAGGAUGGGCAAAUGAGAUGAUCCAGAUAAUAUUUAAGAGACUUGUGUAAGCAGAAACCAAACUAUCUUCUCACUUAUUAGUGGAUGCUGUGUUGGCAGAGCAUUAUAUUAACAGGUUUGAUGCUUGUAGUAGACUGGGCUGGAGAAGAAUGCAAGUAUGGUACAGGGAGUGGAAGGACCUGUUUGUCCGGGAAAACUCUACAAGGCUCACAGUACAGGAAAUUAGUGCACAUUCUCUCGUGCCAACCAUGUGUGCAUCUUCUUGGUGCAGCAGUUUCUUAUUCUGUAGUGUAAAAACAACAAAGAAAAUGUUACAAUCUUCUCUAUUGACUAAAUGUGUUGCUUUGAUAAGUGGUUUAAUUUUGGCUGAGCCAGUUUCCUCAAUGAAAUGGCAGUGCUAAAUAUUGCAUAUGGGAUUGUCAUGAAAAUUGAAUGAAAUAUAGUUGAAAUCACUUAACAUGGCAGCCUGACUAGAGGAGAUAGUCAACAAAUCAGAACUAUUAUUUCAUUGGCCCUAGUUACAGAAUAUACUCAAAAUUCAUAUUUGCAUAAAACGUUGACUGAACAUGCAGUAAACACUUGCAACCCCUUUAAUUUGGUUGAGGGAAUCUGCACCACUAAUUUUUGACCAUAACUUAAUGGUUUAUAGGUGAUUCCUUUUGGGAUGAAUUCUGUUUGGGAAAAUGUAGAGACUGGAGAACAAAUGAGGGUCAGAGGUAGGGACUACUAUGCCAACAAAUAUUGUCCUAGUUUAAUAACUGCUAAAAAGCAGUGUUGCUUGGAAAUAUAACAUCUCUGAUAGAAUAGAACCCUUAAGUUCUAGCUAUAUUAGGAUAACAAAUUCAUCACUCUCAGUUCUCCAAAAUAUAUUGAUAAUCUCACCUAUACCAGGAUGAUUGAAUUUCAUGAUCUAUGACUUUUGUGUUUAGUUCAUAAAUGGUGAACUGUAUCUCUUUAUGCUUCCCAAAGUAGCAGACUAAAAACAUGUAUUGGGAGCCUACCAUGUACAAGAUAUGAAGCCACAUUAUCUCUCAUACCUGAGUUUAUUAAAUCAUUUCUUUUUUAGAGUGUAGUUAUUCCUAUAUAAUAGAUGAGAAAACGGAGGCUCAGCAUUAAUGAAUAAUUUUCCCGGGUAACAUGGUCAUGUAAUAAAUAGCCAAGCUUGAUUUUAAAUGCAUUACUUUGCAGGUUUUAAAAAGUAUAAAAUAGUUUGUGUUACACAUAGUUUUAUUUAACAGACAUGGCAGUUGAAUCACAAAAGAGGCCUAAGCUCCCAAUGGGAAGAUGCAGAUAAAUAAAAUUCACUUAUCCAGCACAUCUCUACUAAGUCAAAAAGGAAGUUUUAUUUCUUAGUAAAUUUUUGUAUCAUAGAAUUCCCCCUGAUAGGGGAGCAGUCCACUCCAGAACAUGUAGGUCUCUGUUAAGCAGAACUGCACUUUACUCUCAGUGGUCUAGAGACAUAGUCUGGUUGUUUUACCGUAAGUUUCUAUAAUGGUGGGAGGCAUGCUAAACCUUGACUAUCUUUGGGUUGUACUUGAACAGAAUCUUCGAUUGGACUUGACUAUUUUUACCACUUGUAAUGGUUUUGCUGCCCAGCUUGAAAAUGAAAGAAGAGUAUAGAGAGAAAAGACCUAAGUCUAAAUCUAGGCUAGAAUGACAAGACUUCCCCCUUGGUAGAUAGUGCCACUUAUUGGAUUGGUUUCCCUGUUUGUUGUGACUGACUCAGUAUUUUCCUGGUAGAUUAUUCUCUCUCUCUCUCUCUCUCUCUCUCUCUCUCUCUCUCUCUCUCUCUCUCCCUCUCUCUCUUUGUGUGUGUGUGUGCAUGCAUGUAUACCCACAUACAUAUACCAAGUUGCAAACAACAUCAUGCCUUUCUACUUUGUAUCACACUACUGCUGCUAGCUAAUAACCAGCAAAAUGUAGUAAAUAAAAAAAUGAAGAAGAUUAAUUUUCUAUAGACAACUUGGAGACAUUAGGGCAUGCCCCUGAUUUAGGGGAGCACAGAAAUGACUAUUUCAGCAGCUAGCCUGUUUUGAAGGCCAACUGCUUCUAGCCCAGUGCUGCCUCAGCACCAGGGUCAAAUCAAGUCAUUGCACGCAUGGCGCUUCCAGCUCUGCCUGUGGAGCUGAGCCGGGCUCAGAAAAAUCCCCUGUGACUGGCCAUGGGAGCAGCAGAGCUCCUGAAGUCGAUUCACAGCACCCAGAGGUCUCUUACUAUCAACAGAUUGCAUACUGUUGAUGGACUGCAAUCCAUUGGGGACUGUGUCGCCCCUGCCAACUCCAUUACCAACGUGAACAUUUUGUUCAGAACCUCCUUGAGUUCCCAGCUUGUUGACUUUGCAUCCAUUUCUGCUCACCAAGGCAGAAUCAUAGUAGAAACAUAUAACAAAUAUGGCAGUGAAAGACAACCCAAGUAUUGGUAAAGGGCCAUUCUUAGCCUACUCUUGGGCCUGAUGACAGAGAUUUUAGUUCAUGAGUAAAGGCAGUUCUGAAAAGCAGCCAGCUAUAUGGACUCCACUUUGUCCCCCUUCCUAAGUGCUAAGAGAAGGAAGGUAUAGGAAUCAUGUAAAAUGUACACAUUUAAUCCAUUUUAGAGUGAUAACUCCACUUAUCAGUUUAACUAUUUAAUAAUCUGGGUUAUGUGCAUCCAGAUGUGAGAUGAAGAGAUUUUCACUUAAAAGUGGAUAUUUUUCAAACAUGUUAAAUUAACCUCCAGAGAGAAGUGCCUGUAAUUUCUGUUCCUGGUGUCACUUUAAAGCUUUGCUAUUCAUGACUCUGUAGCUAUUUUAAAAACUUUUCGCAGCAAAUGUGAUUAAAUGAAGUUUACAAAGCAACACUGUAGCUUAUGCAUCAUUUUAAAAGUUGAUUAACAUUCAUUUAUUGUUAAAGCAAUGACAAUAAACAACAAUGAAAUAAAAAGAGCAAAUAGCUUAACAUGGCUUAUUUUAGGUAAACUAGUUUUGUCAUUGUAUGCAAUUCUAAGUAAUGCCAGAAUUAAAAUGUCAAACAAGCUACUUAAACAGUGGCAGCUGUGGACGUGUGCUUGUUUUCCAUUUGUUUGUCAAGUAGUAAUUUGACUCUUGCACUGUAAUGAAGGGAAAUUAAGAUAUUGCUCCCCUAUAUUGCUAUUCAACUACCUCUACAUGCUUUAUUUCUUUUUAGGGGUUCCCUUCCAAGUCUGUAUAAAAAAAGUUUCAGCUCAUCUAUGUUGUAAUAGCAAUGUAAUAUAGACACAGUCUUUGUGAAAGUUGUUUGUUCAUUAAUAAAAGUUUCCUAUUGUCUCA